AUGGAGAAGGUCCAGGAGACCGGUCACCCCAUCUGUGCCCACCGGAGAAUUCCUGACUCCCAGGCUGAGACUACAUUUCUGCGGGAGGCCCGACCCACAGUCAGAAUUAUCAUAGAGGUGCAUACGGCACGUGGGCAGAUGGACCAGAAGAGGAAGCUGCCACGGGCCGUUUUCAGUGAGGACCUUCACUCCAGCCUCUACUUUGUCAAUGCAUCUCUGCAAGAGGUAGUGUUUGCGAGCACCACGGGGACCCUGGUGCCCUGCCCCGCUGCAGGCAUCCCUCCUGUGUCUCUCAGAUGGUACCUAGCAACGGGCGAGGAGAUCUACGAUGUCCCCGGGAUCCGCCACGUCCACCCCAACGGCACUCUCCAAAUUUUCCCCUUCCCUCCUUCAAGCUUUAGUACCUUAAUCCAUGAUAAUACUUACUAUUGCACAGCUGAAAAUCCUUCAGGGAAAAUUAGAAGUCAGGAUGUCCACAUCAAGGCUGUUUUACGGGAGCCCUAUACAGUCCGUGUGGAGGACCAGAAAACCAUGAGAGGCAAUGUUGCGGUCUUCAAGUGCAUUAUCCCCUCCUCGGUGGAGGCGUACGUCACCGUGGUCUCAUGGGAGAAAGACACCGUGGUACUCAUCUCAGGAUCUAGAUUUCUCAUCACAUCCACGGGAGCCUUGUAUAUUAAAGAUGUACAGAAUGAAGAUGGGUUGUAUAACUACCGCUGUAUCACGCGGCAUAGAUACACCGGGGAGACCAGGCAGAGUAACAGCGCUAGACUGUUUGUAUCAGACCCAGCGAACUCAGCCCCAUCCAUACUGGAUGGGUUUGAUCAUCGCAAAGCCAUGGCAGGGCAGCGUGUGGAGUUGCCUUGCAAAGCGCUUGGGCAUCCUGAGCCAGAUUAUCGCUGGCUGAAGGACAACAUGCCCCUGGAACUUUCUGGAAGGUUUCAGAAGACCGUGACAGGGCUGCUCAUUGAGAACACUCGUCCUUCAGACUCAGGCAGCUAUGUGUGUGAAGUUUCCAACAGAUACGGAACUGCUAAGGUGAUAGGCCGCCUGUACGUGAAACAGCCACUGAAAGCUACCAUCAGCCCCAGGAAAGUUAAAAGCAGCGUGGGUAGCCAGGUUUCCUUGUCCUGCAGCGUGACAGGCAGUGAGGACCAGGAACUCUCCUGGUACCGAAACGGUGAAAUCCUCAACCCUGGAAAAAAUGUGAGGAUCACAGGGAUCAACCACGAAAACCUUAUAAUGGAUCACAUGGUCAAAAGUGACGGGGGCGCAUACCAGUGCUUUGUGCGCAAGGAUAAGCUGUCCGCUCAAGACUAUGUGCAGGUGGUCCUUGAAGACGGAACUCCCAAAAUUAUUUCUGCCUUUAGUGAAAAAGUGGUGAGUCCAGCAGAACCAGUCUCCCUCAUGUGCAACGUCAAGGGAACUCCGUUGCCCACCAUCACGUGGACCCUGGACGACGACCCGAUCCUCAAGGGUGGCAGUCACCGCAUCAGCCAGAUGAUCACGUCGGAGGGAAAUGUGGUCAGCUACCUGAACAUCUCCAGCUCUCAGGUCCGGGAUGGGGGAGUCUACCGCUGCACUGCCAACAAUUCGGCGGGAGUCGUCCUGUACCAGGCUCGAAUAAACGUAAGAGGGCCUGCAAGCAUUCGGCCAAUGAAAAAUAUCACAGCCAUCGCAGGACGGGACACGUACAUCCACUGCCGUGUGAUUGGCUAUCCGUAUUACUCCAUCAAAUGGUACAAGAACUCUAAUCUGCUUCCUUUCAACCACCGCCAAGUGGCAUUUGAGAACAACGGCACUCUAAAACUCUCAGAUGUGCAAAAGGAAGUGGAUGAGGGAGAGUACACGUGCAACGUGCUGGUUCAACCACAGCUCUCCACCAGCCAGAGUGUCCACGUGACGGUCAAAGUUCCACCUUUCAUCCAACCUUUUGAGUUUCCAAGAUUCUCCAUUGGACAGCGGGUCUUCAUCCCAUGUGUUGUGGUCUCAGGGGACUUACCCAUCACGAUCACUUGGCAGAAGGACGGCCGGCCAAUCCCAGCGAGCCUCGGGGUGACCAUCGACAACAUUGACUUCACAAGCUCCUUGCGGAUUUCCAAUCUCUCCCUCAUGCACAACGGGAACUAUACCUGCAUAGCCCGGAAUGAGGCAGCAGCUGUGGAACACCAAAGCCAGCUGAUCGUGAGAGUUCCUCCGAAAUUUGUGGUUCAGCCACGGGACCAGGACGGGAUUUAUGGCAAGGCUGUCAUCCUCAAUUGCUCAGCUGAGGGCUAUCCUGUACCCACCAUAGUGUGGAAAUUCUCUAAAGGUGCUGGGGUUCCCCAGUUCCAACCAAUUGCCCUGAAUGGCCGAAUUCAGGUUCUGAGCAACGGGUCCUUGUUGAUCAAGCACGUCGUAGAGGAAGACAGCGGCUACUACCUGUGCAAGGUCAGCAACGAUGUGGGUGCAGACGUCAGCAAGUCCAUGUACCUCACGGUGAAAAUUCCUGCGAUGAUAACGUCCUAUCCAAAUACGACCCUAGCCACUCAGGGCCAAAAGAAGGAAAUGAGCUGCGCAGCCCAUGGCGAGAAGCCCAUCAUCGUCCGCUGGGAGAAGGAGGACCGUAUCAUUAACCCCGAGAUGGCCCGUUACCUUGUGUCCACCAAGGAGGUGGGAGAGGAAGUGAUCUCAACGCUGCAGAAAAUGUUGAACAUGCACACAGCUGGUGUUAAAACAGUUUCUUGCAGUGCCCAUGAUGAUGUCAAGGUGCAGCCCCCAAAACACAGGGAGCAAAUCCUUAAAGGAAUUGGGUCAGGUGACCCUGCGGACCCACAGAGUGCACCACGUGUAACAGUGUGCCUGGUUAGCCCACCUUUAGGAAUCCUUACGCCAAACGAGCCCCCAGACCCUCCCGAAAUUGAGAUCAAAGACGUGAAAGCUCGCACAAUCACCCUCAGGUGGACCAUGGGGUUUGACGGCAACAGCCCCAUCACGGGCUACGAUAUUGAGUGCAAAAAUAAAUCAGACUCCUGGGAUUCUGCUCAGAGAACCAAAGAUGUUUCCCCUCAGCUGAACUCGGCCACCAUCAUUGAUAUCCACCCUUCCUCCACCUACAGCAUCCGCAUGUAUGCCAAGAACCGGAUUGGCAAGAGCGAGCCCAGCAACGAGCUCUCCAUCACCGCGGACGAGGCAGCUCCUGACGGCCCACCUCAGGAAGUCCACUUGGAGCCCAUCUCAUCUCAGAGCAUCAGAGUCACCUGGAAGGCUCCCAAGAAACAUUUGCAAAAUGGGAUUAUCCGUGGCUACCAGAUAGGUUACCGCGAGUACAGCACCGGGGGCAACUUCCAAUUCAACAUUAUCAGUAUCGACACCACUGGGGACAGUGAGAUUUACACCCUGGACAACCUCAAUAAGUUCACCCAGUACGGCCUGGUAGUGCAGGCCUGCAACCGGGCCGGGACGGGACCUUCUUCUCAGGAAAUCAUCACCACCACCCUCGAGGAUGUGCCCAGUUACCCCCCUGAAAAUGUCCAAGCCAUAGCAACAUCACCAGAAAGCAUAUCAAUAUCCUGGUCCACACUUUCCAAGGAAGCCUUGAAUGGAAUUCUCCAGGGGUUCAGAGUCAUUUACUGGGCCAACCUGAUGGACGGAGAGCUGGGCGAGAUUAAAAACGUCACCACGACGCAGCCUUCCCUAGAGCUGGACGGGCUGGAGAAAUAUACCAACUACAGCAUCCAGGUGCUGGCCUUCACCCGUGCGGGGGACGGCGUCAGAAGUGAGCAGAUCUUCACUCGGACCAAAGAGGAUGUUCCAGGUCCUCCUGCGGGAGUGAAGGCAGCGGCGGCCUCAGCCUCCAUGGUCUUUGUGUCCUGGCUUCCCCCUCUCAAGCUGAACGGCAUCAUCCGAAAGUACACUGUAUUCUGCUCCCACCCCUAUCCCACAGUGAUCAGCGAGUUUGAAGCCUCUCCCGACUCAUUUUCCUACAGAAUUCCCAACCUGAGUCGGAACCGUCAGUACAGCGUCUGGGUGGUCGCGGUGACUUCAGCUGGGAGAGGAAACAGCAGUGAAAUCAUCACGGUAGAGCCAUUAGCUAAAGCUCCGGCACGAAUCCUGACCUUCAGUGGCACAGUGACUACCCCAUGGAUGAAAGACAUCGCCUUACCUUGUAAAGCUGUUGGGGACCCUUCUCCUGCAGUAAAAUGGAUGAAAGACAGUAACGGGACACCCAGCCUGGUAACGGUUGAUGGGCGGAGAAGCGUCUUCAGCAACGGGAGCUUCGUUAUCCGAACCGUGAAGGCGGAGGACUCCGGCUAUUACAGCUGCAUCGCCAAUAACAACUGGGGAUCAGAUGAGAUUAUUUUAAAUUUACAAGUACAAGUUCCACCUGAUCAGCCUCGGCUUACAGUGUCCAAAACAACGUCUUCUUCCAUUACCCUCUCGUGGCUCCCUGGAGACAAUGGGGGCAGUUCCAUCAGAGGAUACAUAUUGCAGUACUCUGAGGACAACAGCGAGCAGUGGGGAAGUUUUCCAAUCAGCCCAAGUGAGCGCUCUUACCGCCUGGAAAACCUGAAGUGUGGUACUUGGUACAAGUUCACUCUUACUGCGCAGAAUGGAGUGGGACCAGGACGCAUAAGUGAAAUCAUAGAAGCGAAAACGCUGGGGAAAGAGCCCCAGUUCUCCAAGGAGCAAGAGCUCUUCGCCAGCAUCAACACCACACGCGUGAGGCUGAACCUCAUUGGCUGGAAUGAUGGCGGCUGUCCCAUCACCUCCUUCACACUUGAGUACAGACCCUUUGGGACCACGGUCUGGACCACGGCUCAGCGGACCUCUCUCUCCAAGUCGUACAUUUUGUACGACCUUCAAGAAGCCACCUGGUACGAGCUGCAGAUGAGGGUUUGCAACAGUGCCGGCUGUGCGGAGAAGCAGGCCAACUUCGCCACGCUGAACUACGAUGGCGGUACAAUCCCUCCACUCACUAAGUCGGUUGUCCAAAGCGAAGAAGGGCUGACGACCAAUGAGGGGCUCAAGAUGCUGGUGACCAUCUCCUGUAUCCUGGUGGGGAUCUUGCUUCUGUUUGUGCUCCUGCUGGUGGUGCGGAGGAGGCGGCGGGAGCAGAGGCUGAAGAGGCUGAGAGAUGCAAAGAGUUUGGCUGAAAUGCUCAUGAGUAAGAAUACCCGGACUUCGGACACCUUGAGCAAGCAACAACAAACCUUGAGGAUGCACAUUGACAUACCCAGGGCUCAGCUUUUGAUCGAAGAGAGAGACACAAUGGAGACCAUCGACGAUCGCUCCACGGUCCUGUUAACGGAUGCUGACUUUGGGGAGGCGGCCAAACAGAAGUCUCUGACGGUGACACACACAGUGCACUAUCAGUCAGUGUCACAGGCCACCGGGCCCCUCGUGGAUGUGUCGGACGCGCGGCCAGGAACGAAUCCUACCACCAGGAGGAAUGCCAAGGCAGGACCCACAGCAAGAAACCGGUAUGCCAGCCAGUGGACCCUCAACAGACCCCACCCCACCAUUUCAGCACACACCCUCACCACAGACUGGAGGCUGCCGACGCCCAGGGCUGCGGGAUCAAUGGACAAGGAGAGUGACAGUUACAGUGUCAGCCCCUCACAAGACACAGAUCGAGCGCGAAGCAGCAUGGUCUCCACAGAAAGUGCCUCCUCCACUUAUGAAGAACUGGCCAGGGCCUACGAGCACGCCAAGAUGGAAGAGCAACUGAGGCACGCCAAGUUCACCAUCACAGAGUGCUUCAUAUCAGACACAUCAUCUGAACAGUUGACGGCAGGGACAAACGAGUACACGGACAGUCUGACCUCCAGCACCCCUUCAGAAUCGGGGAUCUGCAGGUUCACUGCAUCCCCCCCCAAACCUCAGGAUGGAGGUCGAGUGAUGAACAUGGCGGUUCCAAAGGCACAUCGGCCAGGUGACCUCAUACAUUUGCCUCCAUACCUUAGAAUGGACUUUUUGUUAAACCGAAGCGGUGCCAGCACCAGCAGGGACCUGAGUUUAGGGCAAGCGUGCUUGGAACCUCAGAAAAGUCGGACCCUGAAGCGACCCACGGUCCUUGAACCGAUCCCCAUGGAGGCGUCCUCCUCCACGUCCUCCACGAGAGAGGGACAGCAGUGGCAACAAGGGGCUGUGGCCACAUUACCUCAGCGAGAGGGAGCAGAGCUGGGACAGGCAGCUAAGAUGAGCAGCUCCCAAGAAUCCCUGCUUGACUCUCGGGGCCAUUUGAAAGGAAACAAUCCCUACGCAAAAUCCUACACCCUGGUAUAA
Messenger RNA from Puma concolor (puma), 6264 nucleotides. Lineage: Eukaryota; Metazoa; Chordata; Mammalia; Carnivora; Felidae. The record is from RefSeq and is a predicted model, not a curated record.